This is a messenger RNA of Morone saxatilis (striped sea-bass), 4718 nucleotides long. It is a transcript of the gene fa2h, whose product is annotated as fatty acid 2-hydroxylase. Gene Ontology annotation, biological process: fatty acid metabolic process; lipid biosynthetic process. Gene Ontology annotation, molecular function: heme binding; iron ion binding; fatty acid 2-hydroxylase activity. Gene Ontology annotation, cellular component: membrane; endoplasmic reticulum. NCBI's taxonomy places the organism in Eukaryota, Metazoa, Chordata, Actinopteri, Moronidae. The record is from RefSeq and is a predicted model, not a curated record.
CUGUUGCUAUGCUACUUGAUCUUGGGCUCACCUGUGGAAGGGAGUAUUUCCGACGGUGGCUGAAGGCAGCAGCUAAGCUCAUCUGUUCGGUGGAGAUAAAGCAGAUAGGGAUGUGUAAACAAAUGUACGCCCUCAUUUGUAAGGUUACCUAACUGAACAUGUUGUCGUCUGUAUUUUAUAAAUGGUACUUUACUUUACAGGAACAUUUUAGCUGUGAACACGAUACACGAACCCACCAGGGACGUGUGAGCGCACAAAAAUGUCUGUUUUGUCUCAAGUGCUGAGAAAAGGUUCAUUUCCCGUUAAAGAAAGUGACAAUUUCAGGUUUAGUACAAUGAGUUACAAGUAUUUGGAUUUACGCUGUAGACAUUAAAUGCCUCAGAGUAGCAAGCGGGCAUAUGUCUGAUGAUCAGGAAGUGAUGACGGCAACAAGACAGUUAUUUACAUGUUAGCUAUGUCACUCGUUGACGUCCAUAAUGAACGUUCAUUUGAAUAACACACACUGACAGAUGUUAAUUUGUUAGAAUGUAAUUGAAUUAUUCGAUAAUUGUCGGUCCACAGCAGACUUGAGGAGUUAUCUUCACUGUCGCCCCGAGACAGUUUUCAAAGCAACAGGUGCGUCUGGAUGGCGCGUUCAGGGAACGUCCGGUAGCCAUCAUGUCUUACGUUAAAGUCGACUUUUGUAAGCUUUAAGGUGGAUAAAAGUGUUCGGAAGAGUAAAGACGUGUUCAUGAAACAAAAGCAACCCCCCAUUCGUUAGAGGUUUCAAGUUUUUCAACACCUGUAUGCUGCUGUAACCGUGCGCUAUCUACGAUGUGUUAGGAAUCUCUCACAGUCACAGACCCCGCCCCUUGCACACUUGAAGUUUGUUAUAGCCUCUGGUUGUCAUCAGCCAACUUCCACAGUGACAUUAGUCAGGUCGACGGCCCUCGGAGGAGGUCUGUCUGCUCUCCUCUCUGUGCUCACUUUUAGGUUCACGUGGACGUUUCCCAUCUCCGCUGUCAGGAUGUCUCCGUCCACGUCCCCCCGGGUCUUCACGGAGCGGGAGGUGGCCUGCCACUGCACCAAGGACUCCUGCUGGGUGCUGCUCGGGACCAGGGUGUACGAUGUGACCGCUUUCUUGCGGAUGCACCCGGGAGGGGAGGCGCUGAUUCUUCGCAGGUCGGGCAAGGAUGUGAGUCGGGAAAUGGAAGGACCCCCACACCGGCACUCGGAGAACGCCCGGCGGUGGAUGGAGCAGUACUACAUCGGGGAGCUGGACAGGGACAGCGGCACCGACGAGGCACAGGAUUUGGUAGACUGGCGGAAGCCCCUGGCUUGGCAAGUUGGCCACCUCAGAGAGAAAUAUGAUGCAUGGGUUCACCAGCCAGUCGACAGACCAAUCAGACUGUUUGGAAAUCCCUUCCUGGAGGCCAGCACCAAGACUUCCUGGUACUGGGUACCAGUGGUGUGGCUUCCCAUUGUGUUUUACUUCAGUUGGCAUUGCUACACCACCCUGGCAGAGGGCACCACCAGGAUAGUUCUCACUUCAGACUUCUCCAUCCCGAUCCAUAAGUACAUUUUCCCACUGCUCUUUUUGACGGGCUGGUUCUUGUGGUCAUUCGUCGAGUACUGCAUCCAUCGCUUUGUCUUUCACAUGAAACCACCAGCCCAUAACUACUACCUCAUCACGCUACACUUCCUUCUGCACGGACAACACCACAAGUCUCCAUUUGAUGGUUCUCGGCUGGUCUUCCCGCCCGGCCUGGCCUCCUUAGUGGUGGGAAGUUUCUACUUAAUCCUCCGACACACGCUGCCAGAUAUCCUUGGGAUAUGCGUGUUUGUCGGGGGGCUGUGUGGCUACGUCGUGUACGAUAUGAUCCACUACUACCUUCACUAUGGCUCGCCAAAGAGAGGCUCGUAUAUGUACAGCCUGAAGGCCUACCACGUCAAACACCACUUUGAGCACCAGAGAGCAGGUUUCGGAAUCACCUCCACGUUCUGGGACCACCCCUUCAACACAGUCAUCCCUGAUGAAAAAUUCUAACACAAAAACGGCUCUCCUGAAGGGCCACAGGACUUAUCAGCCACCCUCUCCACAGCCAUAGCUUUCACAACCACGGAGGAAAUUCCACUUCCGAGGACCCCUGGGCCACUGCAACUAAUCCCCCCCCUGCGCAUAUCAAUCUGCUAUUUGAUUCCAGCCAGAAAAACAACACAUUUGCUCAUCUAUAGGUGUGUGUAUUGCCUCACUGCAAUCAUUGCUGCACAGUUGCAAGGCCUUUCUGUGCCAUUUUUAUAACCAAACCAGCAUCUGCUACUGCUGUGCUCCCCACUGCACUGACCUCACCAGCCAAAUUGUCGCCUGAUAGCCAUUCACAACAUCAUAAUGUACAGCCAGGAGUUGGGCCAUGGAGAGAAAGAGAGGGACACAUACACAUAUGAAUCAAUGUAUUUUGAUUGUUACAUUUUCAUUUAAUUUAAAGGAAUCAAAUGAUUUCUCUAUAGCUGCAGAAUACUGUAGGGCACACUCAGAAUCACACUGAAAAAACUCCAAAAAUACUCAAUAUACACGCUCUGUUCCUGGUUCCUGAACGUUCAGCAUAAUACAAACAAAUGUAAACCCACAUCCACCCACAACUGAAAUUUACACACACACACACACACACACACACACGUUGUCCUAGUGUCCUUCAGAGUCAGAGAGAGGAAACAGGAAGUGAUAGAUGGUCGGUGAAUGUGGAAGACAGUAGCGAGUAGAGAGUAGCAAGGGGGGUGUGACAAAAGAACAGAAAGUGUGUGAAAGAGUGUGUGUAGAGACUGUGAGUGAGAGAAAGAGAGAGAGAGAGAGACCAAACUGAUAAACCAACUCAGGAAAAAAACAAAACAAUUGUUCCUUCCUCCACACUAUCGCACACUGCUACUCUCACUUACACUGCAGGUUUCUAACAGCACACAGAAAUUCUUUGGUCUCACUGUAGUUUUUGGAAGCAGCUGUGAACAGAAAUCAUCUGGUUUCAAAUAUUUGAACAUGCUGAGAUCUAUUUGAACGUUUAGAUUUAACUUAUUAAUUAUCAGCAAAGCUGCAGAAGUGAAAAUUUACUGUAAUGCGUUAAUUCGAUGUACUGUUAAUCUCAUGUAAAGCGGCGCUCUAAAUGUUUGAAACCACUGUGGAGAUAUAUUUUUAUUGUAAUAUUUCCUCUGUUCUCUUUUCUUUUUGUCAUUAAUAAUACAACAAAGAUAUAGAAAAAAUAUUUUGUAAGAUGCUUUGUACAGAAGAGGAUAUUCUUUUAUUGCACCAACUUUACAUUGAAUGAGCAGAUGUUUUCUUAUUGGUUUAUUGGUAUAAGAAAACAGAUGCAUUAAGGUGUAAAAUGGGUGGAUGGUAGUGUGUUGUCAUGGUGUCAGAGGGACAGAGCUAAGGCAUGAGGCCAGGCUGUCAGACCUCUUGCUGUGGGGAUCUCGGGGUCAAAGGUCACAGGGUCAGCUAGGUCAGUGGUUCUCAACCUUUUUGGUGUCAAGGACCCCCAAAUUAAUACAAAUCAGGCUGUGGAUACUUUGUGAUAAAGCAUGUUUGCAUUGAGCUAAGUUCUGUUAAUGGAAUAAUAGUGAAAUUAAAAUAUACCCACUGCAAACUCCUCAACAACCCCAGUUUGAGAACCACUGAGCUAGGUGACAAGAGUGGGUUUAUUUUCUCCAGGAAAAUGUUAUUUUGAAAAUUGACUGCGCUUUCAACACAGACUGAGCAGAAUCCUUGUCUUUGGAAGAUGAAGGUGAAAAAUAUAAGACCUAUCCUCAGGUCUCACUCCACCCUUUUUAAAGGUUUAUGUGGCCCUGCAGACCCCCUCAGGAUGACGAUGGAUGAACCAUCUGACUGAACAGCAGGAGGUCCUGAUGGUGACUGGCGGAUCCUUGAAAUGUCCCCUCUAAAAACACUGAUAAGCAGAACAAACGUAAUAAAUAACAUAAAUAGGUAGAGCACAGUGAUAUACAACAACUGCAGAAAAUCAUUUUUAUCAACCUUUUUAGUUUGAAGAAAUACUCCCGCUUACAUAAUAUAUAUGUACAUACAUUCUUACACAUGUAACAUAACAUGCAAAAUCUAUUAAAAAGUUUUUCAGAGUACAGAGUAAAAUAAUACAGUAAGGUGAUUCCAUUUGCUUUUUUCUUGCUAUUCAGAGCAGCAAUAUUAUACAAGUCUUCAGGUAAACCUUAAGAGGGCUGUAAAAAAAAAAAAAAAACGUGGUUUCACUGGGGGUGCAGGUUUGAGCUGUAACUGCACCAAAAGGUGUCACUGUCUGUCUUGUGCUCCACAAGUUGAUAAUGAAUGUUAAAGGCAUCAUGAGGAAAGAAUUCUGAUUUUGAUACAAUCUCUAUGUACCACAGAGACUUCAGAAAGAACCAAAAUUAAUUUUUAUUGUCGGUAAUGAUGGUGGAGAUAGUGAUGACUGCAAUGAUAAUGAUAAUGCAUACUGAUUGUGACGGCUGCUUGGCAAAGUGAAAUGAUUCCACCUGUUGUAAUAAGAUCUUAUUUAUGUAUAUUUAUAUGAUAAAGAUGAAAAACAAUAGCUUGUUUGCUUUAAAUCUGACAAGUGAACUUUUCCUUGUGCUAAAUUAUGCAGCGUGAAAUAAUAUUUCCCAAAUCUGUUUACUAUAAUAUCUUUUAACUUUUAUUUUUGAAUUUUAAAUGUCUAUGCAAAUGCGAAUGUAUUUGUAAAUAAAUAUCUGUAUAUUUCUGA